AUGAACACAGAAGAGCAGCAAGAAGAAGCUACUCAACACAAUGCUACCGCCUCUCCACUUCUUCGUCUCCCCGCAGAGAUCCGCAACAUGAUCUUCGCCUACGCCCUCAGUCAUGGCGACAUCGAGCUGAACGUCGUUCCCAGGAUACAAAACGCACCCAGUCGUAAGGGCUGUUGGAAGCAUCUCAACUGGCCAAUUCCUGUCAACAUCAGUCUAAUCUACGCAUGUCAACAGAUUCACUUCGAGACCGCACUACUUCCAUACGAGCUCAAUGUCUUUGUAGUUGCCGGGAGCGACAGGGCGUUCCAGGACUUCUUUGCACACCGGACAUUGGCACAGGUCGGCGCUCUGGCGAGAGUGCGGUGGGUACCGAACACGCGUUUGGGAGUGCGACCCGCGACCGAGUGGUUGGAGCGACUUAGGGUUUGCAGCGCGAGGACAUGGACGAGUCGAGACUAG
This is a messenger RNA of Alternaria hordeiaustralica, 459 nucleotides long. RefSeq lists its product as uncharacterized. Lineage: Eukaryota; Fungi; Ascomycota; Dothideomycetes; Pleosporales; Pleosporaceae. The record is from RefSeq and is a predicted model, not a curated record. The transcript has 2 exons. The coding region runs from base 1 to 459 and encodes 152 amino acids.